Messenger RNA from Austrofundulus limnaeus, 238 nucleotides. RefSeq names its product anaphase-promoting complex subunit 2. NCBI's taxonomy places the organism in Eukaryota, Metazoa, Chordata, Actinopteri, Cyprinodontiformes, Rivulidae. Gene Ontology annotation, biological process: metaphase/anaphase transition of mitotic cell cycle; protein K11-linked ubiquitination. Gene Ontology annotation, cellular component: anaphase-promoting complex. The record is from RefSeq and is a predicted model, not a curated record.
AUUUUCCAGAAUCCAAAGCUGCCAUCGAGGACCUGAAGUUCUGUCUGGACCGGACCAACCAGCGCCAGCAGCUCCUCACGUCGCUGAAAUCAGCCUUCGAAAGCCGCCUGCUGCACCCGGGUGUUCACACCUCAGACAUCCUCACCGUUUACAUCUCAGCCAUCAAAGCUCUGAGAGAACUGGACCCGUCCAUGGUGGUCCUGCAGGUGGCCUGCCAGCCCAUCAGGAAGUACCUGAG